Phasianus colchicus (ring-necked pheasant) is the source of this 767-nucleotide messenger RNA. RefSeq names its product ribonuclease MRP subunit p24 (gene RMP24). NCBI's taxonomy places the organism in Eukaryota, Metazoa, Chordata, Aves, Galliformes, Phasianidae. The record is from RefSeq and is a predicted model, not a curated record.
GGAGCUGCCGGGCAUCGGCUUCCGGCGGGGCGGGCGGCGUGAUGCCGCGCUUCUUGGAGGCGGCCGCGAGGCAGCUGGCGGGCACCUGCCCGGGCCAGGCGCGGUUCCUGCUGUGGACGCUGAGCAGCUGCCGAGAUGAACAAUUUGGAAAAGAGAGAAUAUGUCCUUACUGCUUCCAGUUCCUGGUUCCUGACAGCUACCGGGUGCGGCUCAAGCCAAAGAUGAAAGUGACCCCUCAGAUAGAGAAAAUUCUUAAACGAGAGGCAAAGAACUACAAACUCAAUAUGAAACAGCUAAAGCUUUUGAAAAAGUACAGGGACUCCAAAAGUGUUCUGCUUGUUACUUGUAACUCAUGCAACAAAACAACAAGACAUUAUGGUAAAAGCAGGGAUUUUCUGGCUACCAAGAUCCACAACUCAGGCUCUCCAACUAUUGAAUCCAGCCUGAAGACACCAGAUGUAAAAAUCCAAUCUGCAAACAAAAGGACACCUGCAAGCUGCAGUAGGUUGGGAUCCAAAGGGAACACUCCUUCAUCACUCUCCAGAACUUGUAUAUCCGGACAGGCGACAACCAGUUCCAUUUCCAGGACUCCCCGAAACUCCAAAUUUCACUUUACUAAGCUAAAACGGAUGCUUAACCUAGAAGAAAAAGAGAAAAUCCAGAAGGUGGAUUUGAAAGCCUUCCUGACUUUACUUUAGUUUCAGAGUAAUAAUAAUUACAGCAGUAAAUACUAUUCCGAUUUUAAUAAAUGACUGGUGAUUUUCUUA